Molecule: messenger RNA, 956 nt
Organism: Drosophila eugracilis
Lineage: Eukaryota; Metazoa; Arthropoda; Insecta; Diptera; Drosophilidae
Product: serine protease grass-like
Exons: 4
Coding region: 9-941 (310 amino acids)
Biological process (GO): proteolysis
Molecular function (GO): serine-type endopeptidase activity
Source: RefSeq, a predicted model, not a curated record
CUCCGAUCAUGAACAGUUUUCUUGUAAUUUUUACCCUAGCUUGGGCGAUCAUCUACCUAAUGGCUUCAUCUGAAGCUGGGCCCAAAGAUUGGACACCGGGAGAGCGAAGGGUUUACGACCAGUUGAGGCAAAUGGAGUGCGGAGUCUUAUCGAAUCAAAUACCUCUCCAAAAACUACGUCGAAGGAUCACCGGCGGCAGAAGAUCUUCGUUAUUCUCCCAACCUUGGAUGGCAUUUAUUUAUAUACCAAGUAACUUAAAGAUGUGUCGAUGUGGAGGCACCCUUAUCUCCGAACGUUUCAUCUUAACUGCUGCACACUGCUUUAAAAUGUGUCCACGAUCUAGCGACAGAUUAAAAGUGCGACUGGGAGAACUUGACUUAGAUACCUCACCUGAUUGCACCACCUAUGAUUAUCAAAGGGUUUGUGCCCCACCCGCUGAGGAAUUGGGGAUAGAAAGUUGGUCUAUUCACGAGGAAUUUGACCCAGUCUACCCUUGGUUUGAUAUUGCCCUGUUGAGACUAAAUCGGAAAGUCGUCUUUAAAGUGCACAUCCGACCCAUUUGCCUUCCCCUAACUGACGAACUGCUAGCAUUUACCUCGGUUAUUGGAAAUUCCUAUAUGGCGGUUGGUUGGGGAAGAAUUGAUAGUAGCCGCUUUGCCAAUAGUACGAUGGAGGUCUAUAUAAAUACUGAGACAUGCACUAAUGGCUUGGACAGCUCGUUUCUCUGCGCCAAUGGAGAUUAUGUGGACACCUGUGUGGGUGACUCGGGAGGACCUCUCACCUGGCAAACCUUUUAUUUCGGCAUUGCUCGUACGGUACAGUUUGGGGUGGUGAGCACUGGAAGCAGGAACUGUGGAGCGGGCGAGAAGGCCUACUACAUGGAUGUACCCACCUACAUGCCGUGGAUUAUGGACAAGCUGUCAAGGUUUCCAAACUUAUAAAAAAAAUCUGUUAAA